Molecule: messenger RNA, 1263 nt
Organism: Fragaria vesca subsp. vesca
Lineage: Eukaryota; Viridiplantae; Streptophyta; Magnoliopsida; Rosales; Rosaceae
Exons: 4
Coding region: 1-1263 (420 amino acids)
Source: RefSeq, a predicted model, not a curated record
AUGUCGAAAGCAGGCUACACAGUUCAUCCUCAAAAGAAGGCAGAAGUGUUUCAGUGGUUUGGAAACGUUAAGUAUCCUCACGGGUAUGCAGGGAAUAUCGCUCGAUGUAUUAAGAUGGGGGAAAAUAAGAUUAGUGGGUUGAAGACUCAUGACUGUCAUGUUUUGCUACAACGUCUUCUUCCCGUGGUCAUUAGACCGUAUUUGCAGAGUGAUGUGGUUGACACGUUAGUGGCUUUGUCAAAGUUCUUUCAGAGGAUAUACGCUAAAGAGCUUAAAAAGUCUGAUGUUCGGUCAUUGCAAGAAGACAUUGUGUACAUCAUGUGCAAGCUGGAGAGGAUCUUUCCCCCCAUUUUCUUUGACAUCAUGAUUCACCUCAUGAUCCACCUUCCCGAACAAGUGUUGCUUGCUAGUCCGGUACAGUAUACCUGGUGUUAUCCAAAUGAGAGUGCAUAUCUCAAUGAUGAAGACACAGUGGGGGAAUCAUCUGGAGCGGGUAGUAGCCGGCAGUUCAAUCUAUCAGUUGUUUUCAACAAUGUUGGACCGUACGGCAGGUUAAGUAAUUCUGAAAGAUUAAGUAAUGAUGAGAUCAAAGAGGGUCAUUGGUGUGUCCUUCAACAUUGCGAAGAAGCCGAGCCAUACUUCAAGUCCCAUUUGGAAAGACAGUAUGAAGAGUUUUCUGCUUCUUACGACACGGAGUUGCACUUAUUGGCUGGAGGACCCGAAAGCCACAGAGUUCGUGCUGGAUGUUUUGUGAACGGUGUUAAGUUUGUGACGUCAGAACGAGAUGAAGGCCAUGUCACCCAAAACAAUGGACUCAUGGUUGAGGGUCUGGGUUUCAACUACUACGGGGUUCUUGUCAGUGUCAUCGAACUAAUCUACGGCAACCGUAUGCCAGUCGUGUUGUUCAAGUGCAAAUGGUUCAAUACUGACCCAAGUAGACGGAGGAGUACAAUUUUAGAUCGUGGCUUGUUAUCAGUGGACUCAAACAGUGUGUGGUAUGAGAAUGAGCCGUUUAUUCUUGUCACCAUGGCGAAACAAGUGUUUUAUCUUGAUGAUCCGGCUAUGGGUGAGGGUUGGAAAGUGGUGCAGGAUUCUCCACAUGUAGUCCCUGAUACUGAGGAUAUUCGUGUCAACAACCAACACGUUCCGGUUAUCAUAGGUUACCUUCCAGUUACACAAUCUGAACUGAACUCGCUACAACCUCGCAUCCCCAAUCAUGAUGACGACAACUUCAUAGAUGACGAAUACAUAGAGGAUGACUGA